AUGAGGGUGAGUGUGUGUAGUUUUAGUGCAAAAAUGAGCACUGCGUUGCAAUAUGUGGCCGACGUCAGCAGCAUUUCAAAACUCACACAGAAAUAUUUUUGCGUGCAUUUCUUUGAUUCAAAACCAAAAACUGAUGUCGCCAAGAGGAGGUAAUAAUCGAAUGGCAUCAUUUAUCGAAGGAAAAAACUGUUUCACUGUGGUCAUCUCGAAAAAUCACUGAUUUUUUUUUGGGUUAAAGUUGAAUAUUUUUCGACUUGCCCGGAGCCGCUGCAUCUGGUGGACCUUUUUCUUUGCAUUGCAAAUUGUUAGAUAUGAAACUAGCUAUCGGUUGCUUCAGUUACAUUAACUAGUUAGGAAGGCAGAACGUAAAGCUAAAGUGGCGGCAGCAGCGUUCCACGUGUUGCAUCUUCGCUUACCGCGCUUCUGGCCCCACCUCGUAACACGGGCGGAAUCUGUUAAGAGAUGAGGAUCAAGUCGGUUGGAGUCGUGGAGGAGCUGGUCGGUCGCCAAGCUGGGCCAGUAUCGACGUAUCUGUGGUGGAGGAUAGGCAAAUUGAGCCAUAAUAGAGCACUAUGCCGUCAAUCACGCAUGAAAAUAGAGGAUAUAUAGGCAAAAGCCCUGCAAAUAGGCCAAAAACAGGUCCCCCGAGCCCGCAAAUCCCCCUUGAGAAUUAGCCCCCCUAGCUACAGGGCCAGAGCAGCCUCAAAGCAGCUGCUCCAGCCCACCUAUUAUCGCCCAGCCAGCUGCCUGGGCCCUGCCUGUAACGAGCCUGCUGCCGGCGGCAGCCCCUUCGGGCCCUGCUAUUUGCCUCCGCAGCCAUGGGGACACAGCCGCGGGACGUGGAAGAGUGGUCCGUGGCGCAGAUCUACGAGAUCCUCAGCCCCCUCUUCGACAUCGUGGAAACGCCGGAGUAUUUGGCUGAUCUGACUAUCGCCAGGACGCCCCAACCCCCGGCCAACAAUGAGGCUGCCGUCGGCGGGCCGGCGGCAGCGGGCGGAAACCAGUCCGCGACCGUCAUGCUCAUUCAGGCCAAGGGGUCCUGGAGUAACUGGGACCAGUGGUGUAGAAAUCUGAAGUGCCAAAUCAAAAAGAAGCGAGAAGCCUAUGGCGGCAGCAUCGUCGUGGGCAUUAGCUCCGAAGUGGAGGACAUGCUGCUCGUAGUACCGGUGUACCGGUACUACGAUUGGGCCGCAAUUGACCUGCGCCACGACAGGUGGUGGCGCAGCCGGGAUGCCAUUCGGCCGCGCCUCGAGCAGUACUGGGGCGAUUUCGCCAUUGAAAAACGCGGCGCGAUGGGGCACCGAAACGCGUCCUCACGCAACCAGGCUGUUGAACAGCGGAUGCGGCAGCAGCUUACAGACUGCGUGAGCACCGCAGGGGGCGCGUAUUCGCUUAGCAGGCGCGGGCUCUCUGUGGUCGAUGGCACCUUGAGGCACCAGGAGUUCGUGCUCCGCUGCCAGGAGCGGACUCUCAAGCUCAAGCGAAGCACGAUGGGGGACGUGCAAGGAGUUCGGGCAAGCACCACCCGGCACUUUUUCUCGCCUAGUAGGGGCAAAUAGUGCGGCCCUGUUUUCAACACUAUGUGCAAGGAGGAGGCAAACUUGUAUAGCAUAUGACGGAAAGAGUGAGAAAAUCCCUAUCCUUACGCUCUUAUCUCUCUCUCAAGCAACACAAAUCAAGAUUUUAUACCAGCAAAAACGGCGACGGGUUUCUCCUGCAAGACCUCGAAGUUCUCCUCCUGCACUGCCGCGAAGAAACGGGCCCCGAAAGAACCCUUGCGGGCACGUACUUCUUGCCGAUCCAGGGCCUGGCGGCCAACGGAUAUGCGCCAGACCCGGAGGCGCCGGGGUAAUAUGGCCAUUGUUUCGAUAGGAGUACUUAAUCUCAGCACAGGCACUAGCACGGUGCAAGCGAUACGAACUACGCACAGCAGCAAGCACUACGAGCUACGUCGAGAUUCUAGUCUACCUCUCUCUCGAUUCUUGGCCUGUGAUAAGUUGUUUUUGCGCAUGACAGAUUCGAAGGCGAAAGAAACCAAAACAUCUGACGCAAGGAUAAGACUUCAAAAACUGCAGGAUGCCAUGGACUCGAACGAUCACACUGUAUCCGUCCCAGCUGGACUAUGUAAAACAGAGCGGAGGUUGGGACUGGACGGAUGAUUUUUAUUUGACUGCGGAGGAGAUCGCGGACCCGGCCUCGCUACGCAACAUGCUUCUGAAUGUCCAACAGACAAACAGCCUCGGAGCGGCGGCGCCGUAGGGUUAGUUGAUUGGUGAGGAGCCUCCUGAUCAGUGCGAGCAGCAUUGCAAAUUUGGCUGAUGCGAAGAUUUCAAGCGUGAACCAGAGGACUUUUAUGAACUAUCUCGGUGGAGGAGCGGAGUUUUUUGAUUUUACUGUGUGCGAUUUCCUUACGUUGUGAUCUUUUUGGAUAUGCUCUUUCUGCUUUCGAUUGUAAAGAUUCCGGGGCGUGUGCUGCUGUUUGGACAGUAGUGCGCUGGUCCCGCUGCCACCCCUGCCAGCUGCCAGUGAAAAUGGCGCAAGCUUCAAGGACUAGGGGCGCGCAGCAGGAGGCUCUAGUCUUCCAAUUCUCAUCUUCAGGUAGUUCAGCGCAGCACUUUAUUCCUUUUGUAUUUGAAAGCCUUUAUUUAUAUCCCUGUACUUUUGUGUCCCUUUCAUAGUAGCGUGGUAGAGCCUAGGCAGAAGAAAAAGCUUCCGAGAAUGUAAUUAGUAUGAGACCGAGCUCCGGAAUAAAAGACAAAACGAUGGCACAGCGGAGAUGUCUAGGUUGUAAAUUUGCGCGCUAAAACUGUGCAAAAACAGGUCGGAAUCUGAUAAAAUCUACUGCUGACGACUCGAGCUCAAGGAUAAAAGGACUACAUUUGGCAUUGCAAAUUGCUAUUUCCAAACGAACAAAAAGAAUAUCUGUUGCUUGCGGCUGUGCUAACUUGUAUUUCUAAAAUUGCAGAAGGAGCGGUGCGUGUUUUGGUGUGCGAAUUUUCCUAAGCUCCUGCGCGAACUUCUAAACGGACACGUCUUAUCUACAACACCAUAUCAUCAUUUUGAUUAUCGAGGAGAUUGCCGCCACCCGGAAUCGAAAUUUCUUCAUUCAUCUCCAGCACCUCCGCGGCCUUGCAGCGCAUGUCCCGCUGCAUCAGGAGCAACUCGUCGCAUUCCGGGCACAUCUGCUUGUGCUUUUCGGUCGCCGGACCCUUGAAAACCUUCUCCACAAUUUCCUGCUCGUCGUUCCGGGCCCCGAUGAAGGUGCUCAUUUGCGGCUUCCGCUCGCCCUCCCAGGAGGUGCCGGCGGGCCACACAGCGCGGAGCAUGGCACCCCCGCCGCCCGUCCGCUUGAUGGAGCGGCGGACAUUCACCACGUCGGUGUUGCAGUGCGAGCACACCAAGGCCCACUGGGUCUUGUUCAUCACGCGCCCCAAUUCCUGCCGGCCGCGCGGACCGUCAGCCUCCCCCUCGCCACCACCAGCUCCUUCGGGGCGGCCGGCAGCGUUCCCGUCGUUUCCGCGGCGGCGCCGGGCAUUCGGGGCAUCAUCGAUGGCCCCAAGAUCGAUGAUCUCGGAGCGGAUCAAAUGCUGCAUCGUCUCCUUCGCUUGUUCGAUCGGAACCGCGUCGCCCGCCAUGACCCGCAGUACUUUCCGCAAUUCGGAGGCCGGCGGAUCCGAAAUGAUGUUCACCCCGGAAUAGAUGUUCACCACAUCCUUCAACAUGCGGCUCGGAAUGUGGUCCAGGCCCUGCAGCACAGCGUCGCGAAAAAGAACGUAAUCCGAGUUCAGGAAAUUCACCAAGAAGCGCCCGUUGUCGAACGAGAUGUGGUAGUGGCGCUAUGCACUGAAAAACUUUCCUGCCCCAACCACCCCAGCAUGCUGCUUGUUUGCACGAGCCACAUAGGGAGGGAUACUCUUUCACUCUCCGCAUGCUGGGGUGGUCGGGACAGGACAGUUUUUGAGUGCAUAGCACCAGAACGGCGAGGUUGGCGGUCAGGCCGAACACAGGGAGAAAACUGGCCGGGUUCAGCAUGUAGACCCCGAGCUCCUUCUUCUCCAAAGUCACCCCGUAGUACAGCCCGCGGCGAUAUCCGGAUGAAAAUGCGCCAAGCUUGAUGAACUUGUCAUGCAUAAUUCGCCAAAGAUUCUAAAAAUGCAUGACAUUCUGAUCAUGCUCCCGCAUGACAAACUUGCGCUCCUCGGGUUUAUCAUGCAAAAACGGAGCUGCAAAUGGAGCUGUCCCGACCACCCCAACAUGCUGCUUUGCAUGACAAAUUCAACAAGCUUGGCCGUUUUCCCCAGCUGAUAAGAUGACCUGCAGAAUCAGCACCACCUGAAACGCGUGACUCUCCUCGUUGAUCGCCACCAGCGGUUUUUUGCUCGCAGCCCAGUGCCGGAACCUGAAGAAGUUGUCGAUCCGCUCCCCGAGCUCCCGCAAGAUCGGAAUAAUGCGGAGGUCAUCCGUCUUGCUGGCUUCCAGAAACGCCGCGAUCUCCAGGCCGGGGAGAAAAUAGUUGGAGCUGUGAGCCGCGAUCUUGUCCGACAAGCACCACUGCCUCACCGAGUCGAGGAUCUUCUUCAUGUCGAACGGGAGCUGGUGCGAGCUGCGAAGAUCUUCCACACUGCGGAAAAUGUUCAGCGGCGAGAACACGUUCUCGCGCGCAAGCUCGAUCACGCGGUUUUUGACACUGGCGGUCGUGGGCGGAUUGGCCGGAUCCAGAAGGUGCGGCUUCAGCUGCGAAAUCGCAACCGGCGAUUGUCGGGCCGAGUUUCCCCAAAGGCUCGGAAAGGCCUUGUAAAGCCGAAACUUCCCCGCCCAGCGGACGCGGGCGGCCGACAACGAGAAGCGACCCGCCAACUUCCUGAAUAUACGUUGUGCGGUCGUGACGAACCGCCAGUGGUUCUCCUGUUCAAAGUCCGACGUGGACCCAGCUAUCGGGAUAUUAUCCAACACAUCCCGCGCAAGCUCCUCGUCGUGGAUGAAAAGCCGCUGGAUCCACUCCGCAAAAACAGUUUUCGGGCGAAGAAACAACCCCUCGGAGUUUUCGGCGUCCAGAAUGUCGAACCGGAUCACUCUGUUGGUGAUCCAGCUGCUCGCUUCGCCGAUGCGGUGGCCCAGCGUGUGCCACAAGUUGUAGGCCGGAUCGAAGACGGUGCACAGCCAAAAUCUGAAGGCGAAGAUCAAGAAGAUGAACACCGACUGCAUUUCGGCAGAGUUGUGGAUUUGGCGCGUGCAGUCGGUGAUCGCCCGGAGCAGAAUGUCCGGAAAACACUUCUCCGCGCUCUGCAGGAACUCGUGGUGCCCGGCCUCGAACAUCAGGCCCGGAGACAGGUCCUGAUACUUGUUGAUCAGUUCCAGACGCUUCUCGUCGUCCAGAAGCGCCCCGCCGGUCACCUCCAAGUGGCAGAGGUGGUACUUGUAAAGACGGUCGCUCAUGUUCUUGUAGUGGUUGAGCCGGUCCAUGUCGCAGUACUUGAUCGCGUUGUACAGCUGCACGACCUUGUUUCUGUCCGUCAGCUGCCCACCGGGAUCUGCGCGCGGGGCAGCAGGAGCCGGAGACUAUGCAACCGCAAAAAAAACUCACCCUCAUAGCCCAUGCUGCGUGAUCUAUCUCUAUUUCCGCAUGACAAACUGCGACACGUCACGCCAUCAGCACCUGCGGCGAAGAUGAGUUUUUGCAUUUUCAUAACUCGGGGUCUUCGUCAUCGGCUUUCCCCUUAUCGGCAGCGAUGGGCGACAAAUUCCCGAACAGCAGUUCUGCUUCACCAUCAGCCGGCGGGUUGCGAGCAUUGAAAGCUUCCACCUCGACGUUGUCCAUCGGCAGGAGGCGGUUCUCCAUAAUCGGGGCGAGGACUGGCGGUGCCCGGCCCGGCUCCAGUUCCUCCGGCCUCUCGAACACUCCGGGCAUGAUGUGGCGCAUAUCGUCCGCCAGAACCGCGUUGGUGAUCGCGUCAUAGCUGUUCCCGUUGACAUCCGUAUCAAAUCCGAGCACGACGCCGUCCGGAGUGAUUUCAGACUAUGAAACGGAAAACGGUCCAGGAAGUAAAUCUGUAAUGCGGAAAGUGGCAUAGGUGGUGAGUUUGUCAUGCAGGACUGACAUAUUACAGAUUUACAGCUGGAUGUUUUCGCGGUGGAUACGAGCGGACGCGGCGCCAAAUCCCAAAAAUCGAUCAACGUACCGUCCUCCGCCGUGCCAUCCCCCGGAUCCUCGCCCGGCCCAACCGACAGCCGGACGCGGCUGCUGUUGGUAAGCAUCUCACGCAGGAUGGCCAGGAUGACUUCGGAAUUUUCCAACAGGAGCAAGCAAAUUUUGAUCUCCGCGAACCACCGAGUUUCGACCAUCGACAGCAAUGAUGCGUCUGUAAUGCAUUUUUCGGAUACGAGAUAAUCAUUUGCGAAAACAAGACUGCUGCAUGUUCAUCAUCGAAAAUUGCAAGUGUGGCGUCACAUGUGUAACAGAUGAGAAACAAAGAAUCUCACUAGAGUGAUGCUCUUCGCUGAGGGGUUCGGGCGCGUUACAUCUCGAGGGUGAAACAGUAAUGCUCGUGUUUCUAAUCCCCACCUAACUGCAAAUCGCGGAAGCUGUUUCACGCAGUUAGUGUGGGGCAGAAAUUGUCUACUGUGUCAUUACUUUUCGGAGGUAGUUCUGACCCCUCCGAAAGUGGCGCGUGGCUCUUACACCUUCAGUCCUACAGCUGAAGGUGUUUGGCCAGGGCGAGGUAAGAAAACAGAGAAUUGCUGGGCGAGUAGUUCUCGUAGCCGUGGCGCGAGAAAAAUGAAGCGCAGGCCUGGCGCUGCCUGUCCCGACCACCCCCAGAGGGGGAUUUGCAGAGUAUUCCCGUCUUGCUUUGCCACUUUGUGGCCAGUUCCUCGCUGUGCCCUCCCCCCCAGCUUCAGCAUGACAAAUCAAGAACGUAGAUCGUGAAAAAGGGUGUAAGUCUUACUUUCGCGUAGGGCUUCCGCGGUCGACUUCCCGGUCUGAGUCUCGAUGGCCUGGCUGAACCAGCCGUCGUUUUCUGCCGAGUCCAAAAGGCGGACCCGGGCGUCUUCAAAAGCGCCCCGAAGCGACUGCCUCGACCACUGGCCGCCCAGAAAGAUUCUGAGGGCUUCCCUCACUUUCGACAGCUGCGGAUACAGCUUGUUACAAAUGUUCGAAAUACGAUGAUGAACUCCCAAAGUUGGGAUGCAGUUUAAGACCAUCGCCAAACCGUACGAAGAGCGGACUUGCGUCUCCUCUUGAUCCCCCGACAAGACGCAGGUGGUGCGCCAUCCCGUCUUGAAGGGGCCCUUCAGCUUCUCGAUCAGCUUUGCACCACCCAGCCAGUGCAACACACCAAACGUGUCCGACGCCUUUGCUUGCGCGGCCGCCCGCUGCCUGUUUUUUCCGCCCCCGAGUGCCCCACUGGGCCGCUGCAACGGCAUCGCCCACAUGUGCGUGAGGUACGACGCGGCGGUCUUGUGGGCGAACAGCAUGUAGACCUGUUUGAGGUUUGACACACGCAUUGAAAGCGAUCGGUGAGAAACAAAGUGGCAAGUUGCUAAAACGCCAGCAAAUGACUAUCGCGCGAAAAAUGCAUGACAAAUUUCCAUAUACCUGAAUUCCGUUUUUUGUCUCCAACCCUUUGGUCGACGUGUCCUGGGCCAGACACAGAGUACGCUGCCACGUGUAGUCCGACAGGUACUGGAACUCGGGCGGGUAAUCCAGCGCACAAACCCCGAGGCAGUUCCAGACGAAGAUGAUUCCCGCCAUGCACGACCGCAACACGUUCAUCUGGUUUGGAAUUGUGAAAAAUUGCAUGACAGACUCUGGCAAUCAUGAUGGGAGGGCUUUUUGCUGUCGACUAGUGGAGAACUGCAUGACAGAUUUGCUUUUGAUGCAGAAGAAGGUCGAGAAGAAACAGAAGAAAAGUUACCAGCUGGUGGUGCUUCGUCGCCUCGUCGUCGCAGUAGUGCUUCUCCAGCGCCGCAGCAAGGAGCAGCCGCUGGUCCUCGUCGGUGAGGCACGACUCCUGCAUCCGGACCGAUUGGAUGUACUCCUUCACGGUAUCAGCGUACCCGCGCGUGGCCAUCCAGUCCAGCAUGAGAGCCUUUUUAUUUUUGUUGGAAUUGAGUGAGGAAGUUCCAGCCCGGGGAGCCACAUGCAUGAGACACAAGGAGAAAACAGAAAUGGAAGAGGACAGAUAGACUACUACGAAGUUUGCUUUUUGCAUAACAAACUACGAAAACGACCGGAAUACGCAUCACAAACAACUAUCAAAAUGCUUAUACCAUCUCAGACCCGAAACUUCCGACGCAUUCCCCUUUUUCCAUAUCCAAGCCCGCCGGGAGGGGGUGCUCCAUGGCCUUAUCAUAACGCCAAGUCUCCCAAGCAGCACGCAGAAGUAUGAAAUUGGAAAGACUGGAAGUAGUUCCAUUUGUGAAGCCCAGGAGUGCGCGGUCGAUUUGUCAUGCGUAAAUCAUGCAAAACGCUUCAAAAAUAGAACCCCUUCCAACUUUUCCAAUUCAUACGGCUGCACUUCUUCCGGUACCAGUUGCAGCGCUGUUUUUCCGGCAUCAUCCGGACCAGGGACAGCACCCCGCUCUGCACGUGUUUCUUCGAUUUCUCGACCAUCUCGAUUUCGUAGUGGCGUGCGCGAGGUCAAGAAGUAGAACGCGACGGCAAAAAUGAUUUGAGUAGUGGUCUACCACAGAACAGAAAGAUGAAGAAGUGAGUAAAGUUGUAAAAUGCGAUAAGACUUAAGAUAGUCCGCAAUUUCUAAUCCGCUGGAAAUGUCAUGGCUUAGCGAUAUGCAUCUCAAUGGUUGUGCUUUUUGGAUUUUGCCGAAGGUUUUCGAACCAUGAGAACCAGAGGACCACUUGUAAUCUGUAAUGCGGAUUCUAUGAAGUUUCGUCAUUUGUAGUGCGGAUCUAAUUCGGGCCAAGAUUUCCAUUGUAAGACUUCGACUGCAGUGCGGAACUACUUCGAGCCAAGAGCUAGAGGAACUACUUAUUUAGACCCGGGAUUUCGAUUUAUCUGCUGCAGACAUCGCGGAACGGUUUAUCUGGAAGAAAAGGGGACAAGUAAGAGCAACCGCGCCAAGUCUGCCCAAUUACUAGGCUUCGAGCAGCUGCCGCACAGGUUCGUUAUUUCAAGCGGGGUUCAUGUUGGUGUCGAGACACAAAAAAAAUCAAUCAUCGUGGUCUGUGGCGCGCAGUAGGAGGAUAAAACACUCUGCUCGUCAGCAGAGGAAAAGCAUCUAUAUCGAGGUAGAAAUAUAUUUGUAGUACUAUCGCGUGCUGUAUAUUUAUAAAAAGCUCGCAUGAAACCUACUCCGCGUCGUGUCUACAGCAAUAGGUGGCCAGCCCAUGCUGCAGAUACGGCGUUGAGAUCGGUCGUUUUAAAAAACAGCGAGCGAAAAACCGUGGCUGCAGGGGUAUUCGGCUUCUAGGAGUCUAAAAGUUGACGCAUUCGCUUUUGGAUGUAUCAGUCAACGCUUCUUGCUAGGCGACUACCUAGAAAAAAAACAUCAGUUUCGAUUUUCUAUCUAAGUUGUCAUUUGUAUUGCCAGAGGGCUGGUCUCGAAGUGCUCGAGAUCAGCAGCAACUCCUCAAAAAUUUCAACUACUUCUUCGACCCGGCAUCCGACUUCAUCGCGGAUUUCGGUUCCUGGCCCGGCGUCUUCGCUUUCGCAGCUUCCUUCUUCGCCGACUGCGGGGUGGUCGGGGUUUUUUUGUCGGAGUUCGGAGUGGAUUUCGACUUUCCACUCUUCGACCCACCACCCGGAGUACCAGCCGGCUUCUUCACCUCCUCCUUCUGCGACGCAGCGGGGGAUUUCUGGGACGGGGUGGCUUUUAACUUCUUCAUGACGCUGCCCGCGCCCGCAGCAGCGGACUUCCGUUUCUUUUUCAUCGAUUCGGGCGUAGAGUAGCUCUUCUCGGCAGAGCUGAUGCCCUUUUUCGACGCGCGCUGCGGGGUGCCACCAGAAGACGUCUGCUGAGAUUCGAAGUCGGUUGACUUCUGCGUCUCACCCGGGGAGGACAUCUUCUGACGGUUUUCCAAAAAGUUCAAACAUUCCAGAGCGUUCCGGUGCGGGAGGCGCGACGCCUUCAUCGGACGAUCACCCGUGCCCGGGGCCUCGACGUUCCGCAGGCGCGGCGGCACCAGCUUGUCUUCGGAAUCCGAGGGCAACAAUUUUUCCUUCUUGCCGCCGCCAACAUUUCCCUUUCCCGCCUUUUUCCCCGCAGCCACCGUGGUCUUGUUGCCCAGCUUCCGCAUGUUCUGACGGUGCAACGCCGAAAAGGGCAUGUUGGAGGACUGCUCAUCAUUUCCAUAAGCCUCUUCAUCAUCCACAAACUCCUCGUCGGAUUUCGACGGCUUCUCAUCGGAGUCGUUUUCCUCCUCCUCGUCGCUACGAAAGAAAGCGUCCAAGGAGUCCGCAUCCUGCUCCUCGAAGUCCGAGGACGCUUCCAGGCGCAGAUCCGAAGACUUUUUCUCCUUCCCCUUGCCCAGCGGCUGCUUGGCAGCGCGGGACUUCUCCUUGUUCAGCUUCUCUUCCUUGGAAUCGCGACGUUUGUCCGGCAACGCGAGGAUCUGCUUCGCCGCACGGGCAGCCGAGGAAGUGGAUUUCUGCACGCGGUGGUUGCUGUGGGAGCGCUUUUUGCGGGGGGGCGGAGAAUCGGACUCCGAGAGAACGCCCGUCUUCUUCUGGCGCUUGGUGUCACGGCGGCUGCCACGGGCGCGGCGCUUCUUGUCCUCGGAGCUCGACUCGGCGCGGGAGCGGCGGGCACGGUCCUUGAUGGCCAACACCUGUGUGUGCGAUUUGGAAAAUUGAGAAGCUUCUCAUGCGGGCUGGGGAAAGAUUGGCUCUUGUGAGUCAUUCGAUUCGCGAUACACAUGACAGAUUCGAUCUAUGUGCUAACACCGGGAAGAAAUACGCAUAACAGAUUUAUUUAUACCGAACGCUUGCUCCGCUUGGUGUCCUUGAUCGGCAGAGAGCGCUUUGUCUCGCGACCACGCUUGUAGGUGCGCUCCUCCUCGUCGUCCGUGGUCUGGUCGUUGGUCUUGUCGGAGUCGUCGGCUUCGGACGUGGAAGUGUCCAACGUUUUGCCCGUGUUCUUCAUCAUCUUCUUGAAUUCGGCCACCGCCUUUUUGAACUUCCGCUUCGCAUUCGCCCGCCACCACAUCAAUUCGGCCACCGCCGUGCGUUCAUUCGGCGCCUUUUCGUUCCCCUUGGGGGGCUGUUUUAGUUGUUGCGGGGAAAAUUUAAACUCUCAGGAACAUGGAGAUUUGAACAAAAGCACAUCGCGCAUUCUAAAAAGCCGAAACUUCAACCACUCUCGUGCAUGACAAACUCACAAAUAUGAAGACGGGUAUAGAUGCUUAUGCGUGCGUAUCGGUAAUUCCCAUGGUUCUGUACAAGCCCACCGCCUGCGACGGGUGGCGGAUGGCCCGUUGGACGUUCUGUUGGUCUUCACCAAACAAAAGCGCCACCCAUUUCGUGUGAAAGUUCAGCUCGAUGUCAUCCCAGCCACUGAGGGAUUUUGGGUUGGACAAUGGAAAUUUGUGAUGCUGUCUGAUACAAGAUUGCGAAAUCUCUCAUGCUAUUUCGUAAGGGGGGCCGGCAACGCUGAUAGUAGGGACCGACGCGAGUCUGUGUUGCUAUUUCUAAAGACAAAUGACCUGCACCGACCGCCCCAACAUGCGUCUUCGCAUCAUGUAGUAGAUCAAGAAAAACAAAAAAAACCGAAUUUGUCAUGCUGAAGCGACGGUCUACGUUACUAAAAAAAACCAACGGAGAUAAGUAUACUUCUUGUAUUUUUCGCCCGAGAAGAUCUGCCCGCCCAAUUUUUCCUCCGGCCGCUUUUCCAGCUCAUCCAGCGCCUCCUGGCAGUCGGCAAUCAUCUCGCGGAGAUCCUUCGGCGUGUCGUACUGCAGGCCCAGCGACUUCUUUGCCUUCCAGAGUCUCGAGGACUCCUUCCGCUUCUCGCCGGCAUUCAAACUGGAAUAAUCUCCAGUCAUCUUGGCGUUGUGGACGAUGUUGGCGCGCGACAUCUUGCUUGAGUGAGGGACCAGCAGAAGACGCAAAUAUCCUUGCGAAAAACAACCACUCAGCCGCCGGAUACUCGUAUAUCAAAUCAAACGAGACCACUACUUUCAUGCGCUUAUCGAUUAUCCCUCGGCUGCGUGGUUGUUUUUCGGAUAAGAUUGCCGACGGAAAGUCGGUGCAGCAAGUGGCUCUACGGAGGAGGUUUCUGCGCGUCUAGCGAAGAAGAUGUUCUAGAAGUAGUUGUAUCCGAGUCCAGGGGUCACGGAAGAAGUAGUUGAGAUCACUUGCGCGAAGCAAAUGAUAGAAGCCCUGGCUCGUAUGAAGAUGGAGUUGUUGUUGUUUUCAUUUUUGCGGCGCUGCUGAUGCACAUGAUCCACACGCAGGAGCUUCGAGGAUCACGAUUCCGAUCAUGCGGAGGGAUGGUGCGAUUUGUGAUGCGCGGUCUGGACCUGUUUCAUUCUCGAUCGAUAUUUUGACUGACAUGAGCGGGACAUUCUGAGCCAAUUGCCACCAUUUGCAUGACAGAUCUCGAUCACAGCACUCCGAUCGCCCAGCAGGCUGGAUUUGGCCCUGGCAUGCCUGAUCAACCCAGAUUUUCUAGAGCUUCCCGGAUGAGCCUUGUAUUUCGAACCUGGAUGGGGUACUUAGCAAAAAUUUGAGUUUUUUUGUUGUGAGGUGGGGCCAGAAUGCGGCCUAGCACCCUUACCUCAGCCGACGCUCCGGAUAGCACUUAAUUAGCUUACGUUCUGCCUUCCUAACUAGAUUAACUAACCUAUAGCUGAAGCAACCGAUAGCUAGAGUCGUCAUAUGUAGUUUCGACAUAGACACUUCACGAGCAACAUGCAAACUCACUUUAAAAAAAUUCUGCAAGUUCACACCAAAAAAAAAUCAGUGAUUUUUUAGUAUCGCCACAGUGAAACAGUUUUUUCCUUCGAUAUCAUUGAAAGUCCUCUGUCACCAACCAUGCGAUCGUCCUAUUCCUCUUCCUCCGCAGCCGGGGCCGAGCAGUUUCCACCCGGAAAAAUCGCGCAUGGUCUGGCUCCGUCCACCUCGCAAGAACCGCGUCGGGGAGGUCGUGAAGCAAGAACUGAUAGUCAACUAUUCGCCCGCGAGGAGGCGCUCCUCUUGCGAGAAAAAUAUCACGACCAACAGCAACAGGUUGUGCUAUCUGCAAUCGCAACUCCACCAUCUAGUGCAACUUUCGCAGCAAGAGGAGCCGGACCUUCGUUUCAGCUGAAGCACUCCCGAGACAAGCUGCUGUCCACGUGCUGGGAAGAAGACCUGCUCAUCGACCAUUCCUUGCAGAAACGGAGGGAGCUGAACGACCCCACGAGGAGCGCAUACAGGACCAGUUAUUUUUCGAGCAAAUUGCAGAAAUUUCUCGCGGACAACGCCAGUGACGAGGACGGAGAGCGAGUGGAUCACGAGGUGGACGAUCAUGACUGGAACAAGCUGGAUUAUCAUCAGGAUGUCGAUCAAACACACGAACAGCAUGUCUCUCUUGCGCAACAGUCCGCGUAUUUCGCCAAGCGCAGUGCGGGGAAGAUCGCGCGGCGCACCGAGGGACAGUUGGCGCUUGCUGGGCAUCAACAUGUUGCAGCUGGACGACGUUUUCAUUAUCGCAUGGAGCCUACAAAAAGUGGAGGGUAUACCGCGUAUGAGCGUACCCAGGAAGAUCAUCAGCGGGUCCUGCCGCAUGACCUCCAUCAUCAAGGAACUACUACGAAACAAGAUGCUGUUGAUCACGACGUUGUCACAGAUGUUGAGCCUGAAGCUAUUGCCGUGCUGGAAGAACUGCUCAAGUACCGGCAAGGAGGUACAGAACGGAUGAAUUUUGCCGGAGCUCCUGCAGAAGGUAGCUCGAUGGGGAACUUCUACGCAAAAGAUGGACAGACGGUUACCAGGCAGAAGAGGCUGGCAAUACAUGCGCGAAACAACAAGCAAGUAGACCAACGCCAAACUACAUUCUCUCGACAGGAACAGCAGCAGCCACUCUAUCUCGGUCCUCAGCCAAAGCAGGGAAUGCUGUCCAGUGUCGAAUCGACGCCGAGUAAAAGAACGGAAGCGAGUAAUAUGACACCGUCUUCAGCUCUUACCAGUGAGAGAAAUCUUACCUUUUCAGUGGGCGGGACUUCCUCCCUCCAAGUUUCCCGGGCAAAGCUGCAGCUGCGGGCGAAGGAGAGGGAAGACCUGGAUGUUGUGAACGAUUUCUUGAACAGAACUGGCGACGAGAAUUUUCACUUUCUACGACAGGAGCAAGAUGAUAACUCUCCAUACGUUGGUCCAUUCAGCAGGAUGAACGCUGGCGACAGAAUCAGUAGCGGCAACAUGACAUCAAACCCCUCCUCUUUGUCUGCGACACCGGACAUUCUCAGGAGCAAAAAUACAACAAGAGGUCGCGCCCAGAUGAACUUCGUCGCCGCAGAAGGAGGUGCGGAUGAAACACGACACCCGGUUGUUCACCAACCGCCUCAGCAGCUCUUCUACGCGGAGCCUGCGAGUACUAGCAUGUUCGAAUGCAUGCCAAAUCAUCGAGAGGACUUUCUCACCCGAACCGCUUGUAGCGCAACACCACCCCCACCUCCAGGACGCGUAGCGAAUAGGCUUUCCAAGAGCAGCAACAUUCUGAAAAACGCUAAAGCGGACCACCGUCGUACAUCCAAAUUUGAAGAACACCUGAAAAACAACAGCCACUGGUGGCAGGACAGUGCUUUGGUUGGAAAGUACACACGAGUUGCAAACAGGUUUUUCCUUUUGAACCGCGCACCGAGAAUCCUCCACCGCUGGCGGUUUUACGUAUCGCGAAAGGAGCAACUCUGCGAGGAUGAAAACGAAGUAGACGAUCUUGAACACACAAAUGUUGCAGAAAGCACCGCAUUGCGUCCUUUUGAUGCCACCAGCGAACGGCACAGCCACAGAGUGAUAAACGAGGCGCAUUACGAGCAUGAAGACGCGCAAACCGCCCUGCUCAAGACCGCCGGCGACCACGAUUUGACGAGCACCGCUUUCGGACUGCAAACAGCUUUCGGGGUGCUGGACUCCUCGACCAAAAUCAGUUCUUGGCUGCUCCACCUCGACCGUGCCGAAGAACAAGCCGCGAUUGCAACCAGCGGAAGGCAGUAUCGCGCGAAGUGGCGACCUUUUUGCACUGCCGUCGUCCGUUUUGUCAACAGACAUUUCCGGAAACACGGUUUGGAGAGCUGGAAAUCGGGGAGAGUGGUGCAACGGGAAAGUGCGAAGAAGAUGACUUGUCUGCUGAAUCUUUUGAAGCAGAAGAUGCACACGGAAUUGGCCUGGGGGUUCCGCGUGCGGAAAUUGGCAAUGUUGGCGGUGACGGGGUUGAGGGAGAAUGCUGUAGAGAGGAGGGGGAGAAAAACCACGAGUGAAAGAAAUGUCGUUCUUGUCCAGAUUGGCGAAACUACCAAAGCGGAAGUCGACAAUGACGAAAACUCUCGCACCUCGUCCCCACAAUUGACAUCGUCUUCAUUCGACUCGGACGGCUCAAGUAGUUGUAUCCCCAGCGGACCAGAGUCUGAUGAAGACCUUGCGUUCUCCCCCUUGGUGGGUCACAAAGAAGCAGGGAGUAAGUCGAGCGCCGCGCCAGGUCGAGCCGAUGAGCGUCUUCUCGAAAGUGGCACUGCUCAUCCCCAAGACUACAACGACGGUGAGGACAAUGCGGUCAAAAUAGAGACCAUCUUGUCCCAGUACAAUCCCUUUCAGACCACCAAAACCGCGAAAAAGAAAAUCGACGAGAUACGGAGGAAGAAAAGGAAAACAUCAGGCGAGCGAAAGCAGCGUCGAAGGUCGAAGUCGUCCAAAAGUAAGAACACCUCGCAAGAAGAUGAACUACAGCCAGCAUCUAAAGGAAACAAAACUUUCGGCCCGCGCCCUUUCCUUCCGUCGUCCCCUCCCCUCACCGAAACCGACCGCGUCAAAGACCAGCAAAGGAGGGCCUUCUUUCGCUGGAGGCGGGGUACCAUCGGCGUGGAGGCGCUUUCCCUGUCCGCGUGGCGGUGGGUGGUGAGGACGGAGAAGGUUGCGAGCUUGCUCCGGUGGAAAACGCUGAACCACGUGGCGAGGAUGCGGAGUUUGUUUGUCUUGCUGAGAAAAGGAUUCCUCAGUUGGAAAUUAGCGCACAUGCUGUUCAUCGAACAGGGAGGUGUUUCGACGCCGCUGAUGUUAUCCUCCUCCUCCUCCGCUGCGUCUUCGAUCGCAGAAGGGGGGUUCUCACCGUUGCUAGCCUGCAGCUCUCCUCCGGAAGCAGGAAAACUCGCGUUGCUGCGGCCCAGUCGCUCGGAGAAGCAAAGCCUUCAAGAAAACUGGUCGCGGAUGAACACGCGGAGUGGACGACCCCACCAGGAAGCACUACAUGGAGAACUGCUUUUCAAUCGGCCGGCUUCUUCGUACAAUCGUGUCCCGUUGGCGAAGCGAAUGCUGAAAAAAGCGGUCCUGAAGUGGCGCAGUGGGAUGCGAUUUGGGUUGUUGCCUGAAAUCAGCGUGUUUCACGCGGAGAUGGUGGGACUCGAAGAGGACGCGGAGAAAAAAGUGGAAAGGCAUGCGAAACGAUUACGGUACUUUUGGUUCUUUUUUCUUACGCCCAUAUUUUGCUGGCUGAUGUGACCUGUCAUGCCUGAUUUCACCUUCAAAAUGCACGUAGUCUACUAGGUCGGUAGGUCUAGAAGCUGGAACUAUGAGGGCGGGAACUGCUGCAGCACCGCUGUUACUCUGUGUUGCUGCUCAACAACACUGUGCUGUGAUGGCGCAAGACAAUCGUCAUGAACUUCCACCACCAAACCACCUCCAGGAAUCUCCUGAACCUGCGAAAAGAGCUGGCAGAUGGUCGAGACGAGGUUUUGUCCUCGAUGAGACAAGCGUCGAAUUCCACAGUGGGCAGCAUCUACUUCCGGAGGAACGUACCAUCCAAGGGAGUGCCGCCGCCGACUUCGCAGCAGUUCUUGUUUUCCUCCGAUUACUUCGCGUCGGGAGAGAGGAAGGAGCUUGUGCCGACGCAGUCUAUUCAGGCCGGCAGUUCCUCGGCUGCUUCAAAAGAAAGCGCAAUAGGGGUAAGUCACGAAGCUGUAGGCGGGGCCAGGAAACGUUCUCCAAAUUAUCAUGCAGAAGAAGUUACAGGCCCGGCUGGUGCUGCUCUUCCGAGAAAAGCAUCCUCUUCGUUGUCGACACGAACAGCCAGCAGUAGGAGCAGCAGGAACACGCGGGAACAAAAGAAGCUUCAUCUAACCGAUCUCGUUCGAACGGCCACCGGUGUGGUUGAAGAUGUAGUUUCCGUAUCUGCUCGAAGUGAAGACACAACUGAUGCAGGUGUUGGACACGUGGUAGGAAUGGAUUCCGGAGCAGCUGCAGCAGGCGAUGAGCACACAUUAAUUUCGGCAACAGCUGCAACCGGUGCAGAUCGACAAAUAAAAACAAGCACUUACAUCGACCUCCUCGACCCGAAUCUGCAGGCCCGCGUUGAAGCAGAGCACGAAAAAAAGCUCCUGAAGCAGCCGAAAAAGAAAAAACCUCUCUUGGCGAAGAGGUACGCGAAGGAGCAGCAGGCGUUACUGGUUCAGAAGAUCAACGAGGAGCUGCAGGCGUCGCACCAAUCGCAACCUUUGAAACACGCCACGGAAAGAAGGGCGCUGUUGAAACGGGCGAGCGACACGAGGCGCCGGAGAGACCACGACGACAGGAACUUGAACGCGAAAAGCAACGCGGAGGGUUUUCAUCCUGUAGAGGACGGCACCGAAGAAGACGACGCUCUUCGCGAACAGGAUGUGAUUCUUGAUAUUGGCAUCGCUGGGAACAAGCACCUCGAACCUUCCUCCGCGCAACUCUACGCCGCCUUGGACAUGCUGGAGAAUGCGUCGCAGGACAUUCAGACACUGCGGAAGGGUUACAAGAAGCAAAUGUCGAAGGACAUUCUGCUUCGGGACAUUGACAACGGGAAUGAUCCACUGUCCAUGGCGGAAUUGCUGAGGAGCCAGAUGCGGGAUGAGGAACAGGAACAACGUGCAGAAUUGGAGCAGGAGCAGAGAGCGCAGCCAGAACGAGCUACAGAUUCCGAGCUCAUAUUUGGGAAGAUAAGAAAAAUCUCAUCUUCGCUCCCUUCAUCACAGCAGCGUCAAAUUUCGCGAACUACAGAUCCGGACGGUGUGGUCUUACUUGGGGGACGCGAGAGGACUUCGACAAGUGCAAGCCAGAGCCUUGGCGCGGUUGCGGAUCUUCGAGCUCGGCAAGAGUUGCAAAAUAAUUACGCGGAUGAUGAGAUGACGAUGACAAAGUUCUUUGGCCACGAGAAUCACGCCUCCUUGUUCCAACGAAGGGAUGAGGGGAAGGAGCGUGCUGUUUCAAACUCAAUUGGAAACAAGCAGGACGAUUUUUAUGCUGGUGAUGAUGAUGUAUUGCCGAAAAAGCGGGAGCGGGAGCAACAUCGGGUUGCUGGUAGAGAACAAAUGAAAGUGGUGAAAACAGCUCCAGCAUCUGGCAGAAAUGCUGCUCCAGGAACUGGCAAUAAGAAUGGCGCUCAGAGCAGUAAAGUAAAGAAGAAUGGCUUCCGUCGGAACCAUUUUGCUGCUUUUGACGAAGACGACUACGCUACUGCGCUGAAACACAUGACCUAUUUGGAACAGAGACGCGCGAUUCGCAAUGUGACGCAAAGAGAUCAUGCAUCUUCUAGUACGAUCGUACCCAAAAAAAUAUCAGUUGAAGAAUAU
Molecule: messenger RNA, 18738 nt
Organism: Amoebophrya sp. A120
Lineage: Eukaryota; Dinophyceae; Syndiniales; Amoebophryaceae
Source: the annotation of a GenBank genome assembly